GCAGCAAUUAACCGACGAACACUUGUUCUAGAAGUGCUCCGUCAGUCGUAACCUCAACUAUUCGAUCUUUUCAAUAACGGUAUCGCGAAAAAAAAUGAGUCAUUUAACUAUCCUAGUACUAACGACGAUUAUUUGUGUCACUGUAAUUCACGCAUCCGUACUGCCAUGGCUUCCGUUCGCACCAUGGUGGGUUCGUGCUCCGAACAAGGAUACUCCCCCGGUGGUUAACAUUCAGCGACUGGGUGGCAACUACGCUUACAGCACGGCUGAGGGUAAAGCUUUUGAAGCUCUGGUUCCGGCUUCUGUUGUUCAACCACCAGUGGCAGCAGUUCAUGUUCCGGCUUUCUCCGAUCUAACGGUUCAUUAUUUACCCUCCGGACAAGUCGUGCUAGUUCCAAGGGGGUCAUCAGUCACUGUACCUACGGAUACAGAUGAUGGUGGCGAAGCUGGUACUACUACUGAGGGUAACGAAAUCGAAACGGCAAAUGAUCCUGCUGAGCUGAACGAUCCAGAGCAACCCGUAGAACCUGCACCCAUUACGGAGCAACCGGAAGAUAACGAAGCUACGGAGAGUCUCUAGGUUAAGGCUAUAUUCCAGUAAAAAAACAGUGGUGUUCGGUACAAUGUGUUCUGGUUUUUUAGCUUAUAGAAUAUUAAACGCUUUGUGUAGUCAAAGGUCAAAAGCACUUUACUAGUGAGUCAUUUAAUGGUUGAGCGUUUCUUACACUAUAUUUUUUUUCGUUAUCAGUACACUGACCCAGUAACGCAACGCGACGGCCUUAUCUCGGAUGCAUAUUUUACAAUAGGGUCAUCUAAUGAAGAAUAAAAUUCUUCUAUUAUUACAUCGAUAGAGCUUAAGCUUUCUUAAUGUAACAAUACAUUUCUCCAUGUCCUACAACCUCAGAACAA
Topomyia yanbarensis is the source of this 909-nucleotide messenger RNA. RefSeq lists its product as uncharacterized. NCBI's taxonomy places the organism in Eukaryota, Metazoa, Arthropoda, Insecta, Diptera, Culicidae. The record is from RefSeq and is a predicted model, not a curated record. The coding region runs from base 95 to 580 and encodes 161 amino acids. The transcript has a single exon.